Glarea lozoyensis ATCC 20868 is the source of this 318-nucleotide messenger RNA. RefSeq lists its product as uncharacterized. The transcript has a single exon. Lineage: Eukaryota; Fungi; Ascomycota; Leotiomycetes; Helotiales; Helotiaceae. The coding region runs from base 1 to 318 and encodes 105 amino acids. The record is from RefSeq and is a predicted model, not a curated record.
AUGGUGAGUGACGUCGUGGAUCUGGAACGCGGUGAUGACGGCGUCAUGGCCCUCGCAGGCCGCGACGAGCUCCUCUCGAGACAUGGCCGGCGAGACCACGACGUCCCUCACGGCCGCGCCCGCCGGAGACAAAGCAUCCAUGGAGCGACGCAGCAGGGAGACCUCGAAGCAUGCAGCGUGGAGGAGGGCUUGGAGGAUGAAUCUACCAAGGGUGCCGUUUGCUCCGACCAGGAGGACUUUCGUGAUGGGAGCCGAUUGCGUCGACGCCAUAGUGAGAUGGGUGUAGAUAUAGAGUCUAGAGGCAAGAUCCAAGUAUGA